Molecule: messenger RNA, 2794 nt
Organism: Linum trigynum
Lineage: Eukaryota; Viridiplantae; Streptophyta; Magnoliopsida; Malpighiales; Linaceae
Source: the annotation of a GenBank genome assembly
CUAAAUUAUGGCUUUAAGGAAGCUAGAUUUCGAAAUUACUUCAUCCGCGAUGAGAAGUUCGACUUGCUUUUCUGUAGCUAAUUUUUUGGGUGUAAAUUUGUUGAUACUAUGUGGGACUAUUGCUGAUCUAGGAGUGCUUCCUUGAUCGGUGACAGCUGUUAGAUUUUGCUGAUGAAAAACUGGUCAUGAUGACCUUCUAAGUUCUAACUAUGUAAACCAUAUAUGUGCAGGGGUCCUUGUUUCAUUUCUAAGAGUCUUCACCAAAGCUGUGUAUUCACAGGAUCCAACUGGGAUCAGAAACAGUGCAAACCUCUAUUUCAUAGUUGGGAUUGCAGUCAUGGGCAUCUGCAUUGUCUUCUACAAUGUGGCACAUAGACUCCCAAUCAUGCAGUACUAUGCUGAUUUGAAGGUUCAGGCUGUAAACAUGGAAAGAGACAAGGGUUCUAUGACGGGAGCCCAAUGGAGAUCAAGCUUGUUGGGGACAGUGGGGAGUAUCAAGUGGCACGGGGUCGGGAUCGUCCUAAUCUAUGCCGUCACCCUGGCCAUCUUUCCAGGCUACAUAACAGAGGAUGUGAAAUCCGAGGCCAUGAAGGAUUGGUAUCCAAUCCUCCUCAUAUCCUGCUUCAACGUGUUUGACCUUGUUGGCAAGUCAAUGACUGCCCUCUACAUGCUUCAGAACUGGAAGGUUGCAGUUGCUGCUUGCUUUGCCAGGCUGCUCUUCUUCCCUCUCUUUCUGGGUUGCCUGCACGGCCCUGAAUUCUUCAGAACCGAGGUCCCUGUGUCGGUGCUGACUUGCCUCUUGGGACUUACCAACGGCUAUCUGACCAGUGUGCUGAUGAUUUUAGCUCCAAAGUCUGUUCCUUUUCACCAAUCUGAGACUGCGGGGAUUGUCUCUGUCUUGUUCCUCACUCUUGGUCUGGCUAUAGGUUCCAUAAUAGCCUGGUUUUGGGUCGUCUGAUGUAUAAUCAACGCCGGCUCCGAGGCCGCUUGAAGUGUAUGCUUUAAACCAGGGGCGCAAACUGAUGUAUGGAAAUGGUGGCAGCACUUUCCUUUGUAUUCAUUCUCUUGAUUGUGUAUAAAGCAAACUAGAUCCGUCCCCAAUGCGAAAGGAAAACUGGGGUGGGAUGCGCAUGAUGAAAAACUCUGAAAAGUUCCAAUUUUUAUGUAAAUUUGAUAACCUUGUGUAGCCUACUUGGACAUCAGAAGAAAGCAAUCGCUAGCCUUUGUUUUAUUACGUGUUCGCAUGAAAUUUAAGAGCGUCGCUGGUUUAAAAGCUGGCUCUGGUUUUGAAGCUUAUAUACGCUACUUGUUAGUUCUUAAGUAAGGACGUUUACCUUCUACGAACCUAGUUAUAGUUUUUACUAGGCUUAAUUGCAAGUUUGGUCACUCGAAUUGCUACAAAAUUUCACGUUUGGGCACUAAAAUUGGUUUAUUCCAUUAGUAGUCACUUAAAUUAGUUGAAUAGUCCAAGUUCGGUCACUCUCCGUUAACCUCCGUUAGACUUUGUUAAUGACGACCGUUAAGUGAUGACGUGGCUAACAGAAAAUCACAGUCAGCAUAUUUUAACCCUAAAAAAUCACUACCCGACCCGCCACGUAAGAUUUGCCCACCAUAUCACCUUUCCCUACCCAACCCGCAAAUCAACCCAAUAAUCGACCCAACCCCAAACCCAACCUCCCGAAUCUAAAAAGUAAAAUCGACUUCCUUCCUCCUCCUCCUCCUCCUCCUCAAACGCCCACCUCCUUCCCCGACCAUUCACCGAAGCCCCCAAAAUCGGCGGCCGCCACCCGGCCAUCGCCGGAGUCAAAACCUACCUCCGCCGCUACGGAUUCGCAGAUGGGUUUGUCGUUGUGCAGAAGGACAUGGAUUUUCUUGUGGACAGGGUUUGAUUUGAGGAGCAGCUCGCACUUGGAUCCGAACUGCUCCUGAAGGAGCUCGUACUCGACGGAUUUGACGUUGAGCGCGAUUCUAGGCCUCAUUACGUAAGGGCUCGCCUAGGCGCCGAUCAGUUUCACAUCUCCGCGUGCUGCUUCGGUAUCACCAGCCGGUUCAGCUUCCCGACGUCGCUCGGCGUCACCACUUUGUCGAACUUGUGCUCCUUCUCUUUCGGCAUCGCCGUCGAAGACGGUCCGGCUCCGCGGUGGAGAUCGGGAUCCGCAUCGCUCGAGCUCCCGAGGGACAGGUCCACGAAGUUGAGCAGCCGGUUGUUGAAAUUGAAGGCCGCAGAGGACGGGGCGGGGGCGGCGUGGUGGUGGUGGUGUUGAGGGAGGAAGUUUCGGUACUAGAUAGCGGAACGAGAUGCAGCAGCAGAAGAAGAUGAAUAUUGAGAUGAGGGAUCGUUGUAACUGGAAGGGAAAUGGAGAUUGGGGGUUGGAAUUGCGGAAGCAGCACCAUAGUCUUCUUCUUCAGAUUCAAGGGGGUCGGGUUUGGGGUUGGAUCGAUUAUUGGGUUGGUUUGCUGGUUGGGUAGGGAAGGGUGACAUGGCGGGCAAAUCUGACGUGGCGGGUCGGGUAGUCAUUUUUUAGGGUUAAAAUAUGCUGACUGUGAUUUUUUGUUAGCCACGUCAUCACUUAACGGUUGUCAUUAACGGAGUCUAACGGAGGUUAACGGAGAGUGACCGAACUUGAACUGUUCAACUAAUUUAAGUGACUACUAAUGGCAUAAACCAAUUUUAAUGACCAAACGUGAAAUUUUGUAGCAAUUGGAGUGACCAAACUUGCAAUUAAGCCGUUUUUACUACGAAAGUGAUUUUCUUUGUCUGAUAAUGGGUCGGGAAUCAACCUUCCAGCGACCC